Messenger RNA from Heterocephalus glaber (naked mole-rat), 5700 nucleotides. The record is from RefSeq and is a predicted model, not a curated record. NCBI's taxonomy places the organism in Eukaryota, Metazoa, Chordata, Mammalia, Rodentia, Bathyergidae.
UCCUCUCGGGCAGCUCCAGGACUCUGGCAGGGAUGGGGAAGUCUCCUGGGCCUCGCCCCCGAGCACCCCACGGGCUCGGGGGUUCCUGCGCCCCGCGGCUUCAAGACGUCUGUGUUUGCAGUGAGCCCCAGGACUGGCAGGGCGUGUGCAUCCGGGCUCGUGGCCCCUACUCCCAAUGCUCAGCCUCGGAGGCGCAAAAGCUCGAAGGUCUGGUCAGUGCGGACCCCAGGCCUACAGGGCCUAGGUCGGGAACCCAGUCUCCCUGCAUCCCCAGCCUCCCUCUCUGCAGCCACGCAAGCCCUCGGCGAAGCCGUCCGGAGAGUUACCGCGGAGGCCCAGGCGAGAAGACUAAAGAGGCUGCGGGACUCCGUGGCCGGGGCGGCUGCUCUCCGCCCGCCCGCGCCGCUCGCUCCAGCUGCUGCCUUUCCCGCGGCACGUCGCAACGGGUCCCCGGGCCCGCGUGCGGUUGGCGGAAGCCGGAGGAAGAUGGCCCGGGCGCGAGUCCUCCCCGGAGACCUGCUGGGGGCCGCUGCAGUCUGAGGAGCCCGCGCCCCCGCGCCGCGCGCCGCGCCCGCUCCCGGAUCCGCCGGGACUGCUCACGGCACCUUCCGGGCGGCAGGAGGCUCCUCCUGCUCCGCGGCCGCCCGAGUUCGCCCAGAAAGGUGCAGUGCAGAGCGAGGCUGCGGGGAGCACCAUGCCCCAGGGCGGCGAGGCAGGAGUGCGGCCGAGCCCCUACCUUUCUCGCGGGGCGGACACCAGACCCACGCCCUAGCCGAGUGUCCCGGACAGGAAAAUUACCGCGAAGGGAGGGCCGAGGAAAGACGGCGGGUGACUUCAGGACAAGAGGACAUUUUGGCCUCAAGCCAACAGCAACCUAGAAGAGAGGAGGAGGAGGAGGAGGAGGAGGAGGGAAAAGAAUGCAGGAUCUUUUAUGUGGCUCCUAGUGACCUUGGUCAACACAGGAAGGAAUCCUAGUUGCUGAGCAGCUCCCUGUACAGACUGAGACAAGGUUGGACUCUUUUUAGAGUCUUGUGGGGCCAGUCUCCAAAAUGACUACAUCAUGGAGCAGCUUUCUCAGAGCUCUUAUUCACUGAUAGCAAAGGUGAGAGAGGUCUGGAGUGUUGUUUCUGUUUAUGGCCUGUUCCUGGCUCCCAGGAGAGGAGGGAGUUAUCUACCCUUCCCAUGUGUCUGUGGAGUCUCUCUUCUCAUUUGUAUUCCAGUCCCAUGACUGGUCAUCUGUCAAAUUAAUACAGGUACCCUUAUAAUGCUGGGUAUUUACAUAGUCUGUCAAUUAUGCUAAACAGUUUUAGCUUGCACUUUUGUCUCUCAUGUCAUUAAUAGUCAGAUUUACCCCAUUUCACUCAUGAGUAUUUGUAAAAACAUUUCUGAAUGUUUGAUUUUUCACAAAAAGCACCUAUUGACUUUUAACUAAAAUGAAGAUAGGUUUUUCAAAUCAUUUUUUAUAUUAGGAAAUCUGUCAUGUCAGUGCUUAGUAACGUGUCAAAUUGAGCUUUCUUUAUUGAGAAAGGAGAGUCGGUUGUUUAUCUGGGAAUAAACAGUGAUAAAAACUAGCGUCAUGAAGAGGUGUCUGCACCAUUUUCAUCAGAACCUUGUCAGUGACAGUGUUUUGGAUAUCUAUUAGACUCAACCUCAAAAUUAAAGAAAUUCAUCUACUGCAAAACUUGCAGGAAUUCUCACAUUACCACAAGGAUGUUUAUGAAGGCUGCUUGUGAGACUGAGCCACACCAAUGGAAUGUAAAGUUGGUGCUGGGGAUUCCAUCAGAACCACUACCUGUGCAUACUCAGACCUCUCCAGCUUUCUGCCCUUACUGAAGAUAAGCAGAGGAUAUAGGAAAAAGAAAUAAGGGAAUAUCUUUGGAAAGAUGUCAGGAGCUGAUCAGACCCCUGACUACCUGUAUGGAGGAUGACAGAAAAUGAAAGAAAGAGACAGAGACAAUAUUCAAUAGGCAAUGGGGGCCCAGAGGAAUCUGCCUCUAGUGGAUAGGCUCAAUGAACUCCACAGUAGACCUCCUUUUAUUAUUCAGCAAGAACCAUGGAGGGUGGUAGUGUACUUUUCCAGGAAGACUGCAGUAAGAUUAGGGUAAUAAAAUAAGGAGCAAGUUCGGCAUCUCAAGGGGCCCCCCCAUACCUGGAUGACUGCAUUUUAUAUUACCCUCAGCAGAUGCUAUCUUGCCUCAGGAGAUCUGUAAUUACAGCUUUCCCACAGUCAGGAAGUCUGUAACCUUUUGUAUACUGUUCCUCCUGCAAGUCAACACUGAGCCUCAGACUGCCAGGCCUGGGGCCUGGCCCCUGGCCCCCACCAAUCUAUGCAUAUCAUGGCUAGUCCCCAAGGGAAAGAUGCAAAUGUGAAUUCACAUUUAUAUCCCUGCCAGAGGCUAUACCUAUUAUUUUAUGAAGAUUAUAUUGUUUAUUACAUGCAGCAACCAUAUGUACUAAUUACCAUUAUCCCCAUUUUCCAGAUGAGAAAUUGAAAACUCAGAGAAAUUUCAUAAUUUGCCUAAAAGUCUAGAGCUAAUUUGUAUCAAAACUAGGAGAGAUUAAGUGCUAAACCCCUCUUUUUAUACCCAUGACACAGUACCUUUGUCUUCAGGAAAUGAUUCACAUGAGAAAAAUCAAUGUCUAUUAUUCUGGAGUAUGACAUUUCAGAAAAACAUUUACAUACACAGUAAAUUGAAUGAGACUCAUAUAAAUUCCUAUUUAGUCUUUUAUGAAUGGGAUUCAAGCUGCCAACUGAAGUGGAAUUAUAGUUAUUUCCAGUUUCCAUUGUUAGGACUCUGGUUCCUUAAAACCAAAAUGUUUUCCCCAGGUAUAUAUAGAAUAUUGGUACUGAAACCUUUCUUCAGGACACCAGUUAUCAUUCCUCCUGGCAGAGCCAAUGCUCUUUCACACCUGAACUCACUUUUGGAGAUAGAUCCCAUUUUAAGGUUAAGUGUAAUGACAUUAACAGUAACUUUAGAGACAUCAGGCUUAUUACAGAGGAAACACAGUUUCCUAAGACCAUGCAAAUGCAAUACUUCAAUUCUUCAUUUUUAUUCCUUACUGGGAAUUAUUUAUUAUAUUACAGGAUGUUAUAGAUACAAGAGUACCAGUAUCAAGGAGAAAGAGCCAUAGGUAGAACCACUUGCAGUGACUAAAAUGUGCUCAACUUUCCCCACCCACCAAGUUUGCAUGUUGAAAUCCUAACUCCCAAUGUGAUAGGAUUAGGAGAUGGAGCCUUGGAAAGGUAAUUGGGUCAUGAAAGUGGAGCUCUCAUGAAUGAAAUUAAUGCCCUUAUAAAAAGGACCCCAGAAACCUCUCUGACUCUCUUUCUACCAUAUAAAGAUAUAAGAAGACAACUGUCUGCAGCCUGGAAUAAAACCCUCACCACAGCCAGACUUUGCUAGUGCCCUAAGCCCAAACCUUCAGCCUCUAAAACUAUGAGGAAUUAAUAUCUAUUGUUUAUAAGCCACCAGUUUAUGUGUCUUUGGCAACCCAAACUAAGACACCAGUUGUGAGGAUUUAAAUUACAAGUAAAAGGUUAAAACUGGCAAUUAUUACCAGUGACUUAAACCAGUAAUCUGUUUUAUUUCAGCUUUUAUAUCUUCUUAUAAACAUUUCAAAAAUUUUUAUGCUCAUUGUGCCAUCUGGGUAGCAGUCUUUCCAAACCCUCCAUUGCCUUAUGGCAUUGACUAUUAAUUGUGACAAGUAUGUGAACUACGUAGUGGUGUACUGACCAUCCAAGCAUCUAUCUGCAGUGCAUCAAAAGUGCUAAACACUGAUGACUUUAAUCUGCAUCAUCAUUUUAUUAUUUAUUAUCUCAUAAAAUGAAAGACCUAUAUUCCUGCCUUAGUGGCUAAAAGAAGCAUGUGUAGUUAUUUUUGCUUGGAGAAAGAGAUGGUAACACCCAAGAUUCAGUUGUAUGCCUCUGUGGUUAUCAUAUGAUAAAUCAGUGCAUUUUGAACAAAUCAAAUAAGUUUUUGACUUUGGAAUCAUAAAAUUUUGUAUAACAGAUAAAAGUUUUUACUAGAUAUAAAGUUGAAUAUUUUGAAUUUUCCUGGGCUCAUUAAAGCCAAGAGUUUUGCCACUGAAAAUCUGUCACAUAGUCCAAAUUUUAAUCCACAGGCUGGAAAAUAAAAACAGAAUCGUGUGUAGUUAUUGAGCACUGAGAAAAAGGGUUUGCAAUCAUUAUUAAAUAGUAACAAACCUGGUAAGUAGAUAUUAUUGAGAUAAUACAAAGAAAUAAAAAAUAAGGAUAAAUCCAGAUUAACUUCCAAGUUUCUGAAUUUCAUAAAAUCAUGACCCAUUAAUGUCUUUGGUUUGUUUUUUAAAAUUUUCAUACUAAAUUUCAAUUUUUUAUUACAUUAAAAUUUCUAAAUUUUUUUCUAGAAGAAAGUAUGGUUUCUUACUGUCCUUAAAAAUAAAGCUCCAUCCAGGAAUAGCCUGUUGAGUGAAAAUAGAGUCUGAUGAAGUGCCUUGUGUACCUUCCUAGCUCUUCUUUUUGUAAAUGUUAUUUCAGACAGGGUUUAAUACAGUAAAACCUUAGAUUGUGAGUACAUUGUUCUGUGAAUGUUCUGCAAGAUGAGAAAACAUUUCUAAUAAAAUUUAAAUUGAUAAAUGAGUGAUAUCUUGCAAUAUGAGUAUGUAAGUAAUAGUGACACUGAGCAUCACAUGAUUGCAACUGAGCCAAUGGUUCCUCCCCCCACCUCCCUCAGAUUGUGGGUGAUUGUCACAACAGCAAGGAGUUAGGAAGAUCUCAUCUGCAGGGGAGACGAGAAAAAGGUGGAAGAAUCUCUCACCUCAAAUGAGAUUGGGGAAAUGUGUAAAAUAUGGGAAACAGGGCAAAAUUUUGGUAAAAAGCACCACCUGAAUAAAGUUGUAGCAGUGCGAGCAAUAAAUCUAACAGCAAUACAAUGUCAUAUUUCUGAGAAAUCCUCAAAAGGAGGCCAAAGCAAUUGUCAUUAAAUAGGUUCCUUGUUAAAGUUCCCCGAAAAGAAAGAGAUUCUAUUGAGCCAAUAGAUAGCAGUGAUUCCUACAAAAUAAGCUUCCUCUCUCUUGUCUCCCUCACACCAGCCAUGAAGGUUUUUAAAGAUAAGUGCAGGUUAAUUUAUUUUAUUUAUAUUUUAUAUUUUAUUAUUUUGAAUUAUAUUACAGUACUAUAAUCAUUUUAUAUGAAUAUUUUUGGGCUGUGGAACGAAUCAUCAGAGUUUCCAUUGUUGUGGGGAAAUUCACUUUGAUAUACAAAUGCUUUGGAUUACAAACAUAUUUCUGGAAGAAAUUAUGCUCACAAACCAAGGUUUUACUGUGCUUGCUUUUAUAAUUGAGUAGACUUCCCCAGAUUGUUUUUUAUUGGAAGAUAUUAAUCUGAAUUCCAAGAACAAAGGAUUCCUAGGCAAAUAAGAUUGAAGUUGUGGGACUGUAUAACUUUGUAAUCAUAAAACUCUCCUAGCCCCAAUUGUGAUUGAAUGUGAGUUAAUAGUUAAAGAUGCUUGUUAGUUCUGGAACACAAGAUAAAGUCUGUAACAAACAUAGAGUUCCUAAGUGAAUUACCCAUCUCCUUGUUUGUCCGAAACCGAUGUUCUGGACACAGCUAUCUAUAAGACAAUCUGCAAACAUCUUUUGACCAUCAACAUUUUUUUUCUCUUUUCUGUAAGUUCUGCUUGCUAACUUCCCCUGCAACCCCCUAUAAAAACAGCCUCGGAC